Molecule: messenger RNA, 864 nt
Organism: Talaromyces atroroseus
Lineage: Eukaryota; Fungi; Ascomycota; Eurotiomycetes; Eurotiales; Trichocomaceae
Exons: 2
Coding region: 1-864 (287 amino acids)
Source: RefSeq, a predicted model, not a curated record
AUGCUCUCGUGGAUUUCUACGCGCAUCGGCGGCGGAAACGACGAUAAUUAUAUAUUCCCCACUGUCAACCCGCAAGAAGACGGGCCUGACUGUUCAAAGGACUGCGCCGACUGUACAGUUCGCCUUCCCAACAAGUUCAACGUGGAAACUGAACGCAAACUGUACGGGAAAGUCAAGCCAUUCACAACUCACGUGCUAGUUGCAACGGGCAAGUCGGACUGGGCUUCGCAUCCCGAUAAUGAGAGAGGCACGGUGAUUCAUGCGCUAUCAGAAGCUAGCUCGAAUGAGCGUCUGAGGGUGAAUGCUUCCAACCUCGUUGCUCACAACGAUGAAGGCAAGGAUAGCGACAAAGCGACCACCGUGCUGCUAUUGCCUUCCUUUGAAUAUGUCGACAACGUCACCACCAACUCUGUCCCGGAACUAGUUUCGCGCUAUAUAGAUAACCGCCACUCAUCAGCACCAUCACCAUCGAACUCGCAGCUAGUAUCAAGACCAUGCGAGCAUGACUAUGUGGUGCUCCUAUGUUCGCACCAGCGACGAGAUGCUCGCUGCGGAAUAUCCGCGCCACUCAUAAAGAAAGAGCUUGAAAGACAUCUGCGUCCCGCGGGUCUGUAUCGGGAUGCAAAUGACGAGAGACCCGGUGGCGUGGGGAUUUAUUUUGUCUCCCACGUCGGCGGACAUAAGUUCUCGGCAAAUGUUCUGGUGUAUCGAAAGAAAGAGGAGCAGUUGAUCUGGUUAGCUCGUAUUCGCCCUGAACAUUGCGAGGGCCUUGUCAAGUAUACUAUUUUGCAGGGCAAGGUUGUUCACCCCGAGUCUCAGCUGAGAGGUGGAUUUGAUAAGGCGCGCGGAGUGACCAGCUGGUGA